CUUUCCCCAUCCUAAUAAUUACUCCUUCUAAUGAACGCCGAAGAUGGCAAUAACGAAAGGAGCCCCCGUCUCGAUCUUUCUCUCCGUCCGCCGUCUGCUCAACCUCCUCCAGCACCUGAAUAUCCCCAGCUGUCAUCCACAUUGCCCUCGUCGCAAAUUCCAAACGAAGAAUCCAACGCAACCCCUCAACCCAACAUUGAAACUUCAAAUGACCAACAACAACACCGACGGAGACUGAGACGACGUAGAACGAGAGCAGACAUGACAAGGAUUGAGCCACCGUAUCCAUGGGCGACUGACAAACGAGCGGUAGUCCACGAACUCAAGUACCUUCAAUCGAACAACAUAAUGAAAAUCAAGGGGGAAGUGAUAUGCAAAAAAUGCGAGAUGAAGUAUGAAAUUGAGUAUGAUCUAAUGAAUAAGGUUAAUGAAAUAACAAGAUUCUUUGAAGAAGAAAUAGAUAGUAUGCAUGAUAGAGCUCCAAAUUGUUGGACAAAACCCAAUUUACCAAAUUGUAAUUUCUGCAAUGAAGAAAAAUGUGUAAUGCCAGUGAUAUCUAAAGAAGAUGAUUCAAAGAUCAAUUGGUUGUUCUUGUUCUUGGGGCAAUUUCUUGGAUGUUUGAGGCUCAAGCAACUCAAACAUUUUUGUGCUCAAUCAAAUAUUCAUAGAACUGGGGCCAAGAAUCGUCUUCUUUAUCUCAGUUAUCGUGCUUUGUUUCAUCAACUCCAACCCUCCCCAACACUCAACAUUAAUUGAGGUAAAGAUUAUAUUUUGCCCUUCUUUUAUUUAAUUUAAUUUAUUUUUUAAUGUUGGGGUUCGACGACAUGUAAGAUUGGUAUUGCAAUUUUUCUUUCUAUAGUCUUCUUUGGAUACUAUUGUUGGUUUGGCUAUGAAUUUUAUUUUUA
Messenger RNA from Cucumis sativus (cucumber), 905 nucleotides. RefSeq lists its product as hypothetical. The coding region runs from base 31 to 756 and encodes 241 amino acids. Lineage: Eukaryota; Viridiplantae; Streptophyta; Magnoliopsida; Cucurbitales; Cucurbitaceae. The transcript has a single exon. The record is from RefSeq and is a predicted model, not a curated record.